Cydia fagiglandana is the source of this 903-nucleotide messenger RNA. RefSeq names its product protein obstructor-E-like. Lineage: Eukaryota; Metazoa; Arthropoda; Insecta; Lepidoptera; Tortricidae. The coding region runs from base 29 to 769 and encodes 246 amino acids. Gene Ontology annotation, cellular component: extracellular region. Gene Ontology annotation, molecular function: chitin binding. The transcript is spliced from 6 exons. The record is from RefSeq and is a predicted model, not a curated record.
CGUGAACGACCAACAACGUCACAUCAUAAUGUCACAAAGAAGGCUACUGGUUGGGGCCAUUGUGGCCAUCUCCCUCGCGUCGGUAGUCACCUGCGCGCAGAUCGAAGACCCCUGCAAGACGAAGUCACGCGUAGUCGGCGACGACAAAUAUUGCGACAAGUACUGGGAGUGCGACAACGGGCAGUCUGUGCAGUACGACUGCCCUAACGGUCUGGUGUUCGCCGGGAAGCACAGGGGCGUGACUGAGGGCUGCGACUACCCGUGGAGGUCGAACUACUGCGAGUACCCUAAGGUUCAGAUAAAUCCUCCGAUCGGCACGGAGCACUGCGACUGGCUGUACGGUAUCUUCGGGCACGAGACCUCCUGCACGCGCUACUGGACGUGCUGGAACGGCACGGCCACCGAGCAGCUCUGCAUCGGCGGUCUGCUCUACAACGAGCACGCGCACUCCUGCGACUGGCCCGAGAAUGUCGACGGCUGCCAAAAGCACCCUCUCUGCAACGAAGACCCCAACGGCAAUGUGCCCCUAGGCAAAUCCUGCAACCGGUACUGGCAAUGCCAAGGGGGUUACCCGCGUCUUCAGCGCUGCCCCGCCAUGUUGGUGUUCGACCGCCGUUCGCUGCGCUGUGUGGUGCCCCCCACUGAGGAAUGUGACAUUCCCACCACCACUCCAGCACCGCCGGAAGAUGAGCCUAGAGAAAGACAGAGCCAGCGACCGAACAACGAGUUCCAGGAGCAGUCGCAGCAACGCCCCAGGCCCAGGAACUGAGGCUGGGGACUGACACAAAAUACGAGAAGACAAAUAAACUAGGCUAGUUCAAAGAGUCACCGUUAGAUGGCGUUAUUUUCAAUAGAGACAAGAGUGUCCGUUAGGAAAGCUACUUAUACCCUUUUGAUGAUUUU